ACGACCUGCGCCAACCUUUAAAUAGACUACGAACCCAUUAAUAAUUCCGGUAGAAUUUCUUAUUCGCCGUGAUAUCGAAACCGAAUUUAUUAAUGAUGGUAGGGUAACAAGGUGAUCGUAUUGAUGUACAGUAAACCGCGUUGUUGUAAUUAAAAUCAGCGCAUGAAACAUCCAGCGGCCAUGUUAUUGAGCGGUUAGUUCUUUAUUGUGUGUGUUGAACCUACGAGCUUUUGACGGUCUGUCAUCUGAUCGUGUCUUCUUUUUUGAUAUUGUCGUCUCUAGCCGCGAAAUGGCGUUUUUGGGAUUUGGCCAGAGCGCGGACAUCGACAUCGUGCUCGAUGGCACGCAGACUCGUCAACUCGCAGAGAUCAAAACCGAAGACGGAAAAAAAGAAAAACACUUUCUCUACUACGAUGGAGAGUCUGUUUCCGGUAAAGUGAACGUAUCCUUGCGCAAAGCAGGUUCUCGCCUCGAACAUCAAGGCAUUAAAAUCGAGCUUAUUGGACUCAUCGAAUUAUACUACGAUCGGGGAAAUCAUCACGAAUUUACAUCGAUCUCGAAGGAGCUCGCUCGGCCAGGGGACCUUAUUCAAAACACGAGCUUCCCAUUCGAAUUCCAUAAUGUUGAAAAGCCCUAUGAAAGCUAUACUGGCGCCAACGUACGUCUCAGGUAUUUUCUUCGGGUGACUAUUGUGCGACGUCUUACGGACACAAUUAAAGAACUUGAACUCGCAGUGCAUACCUUGUCAUCGUAUCCAGACAUUAAUUCGUCGAUUAAGAUGGAAGUUGGAAUCGAAGAUUGCCUUCAUAUCGAGUUUGAGUACAACAAAAGCAAAUACCAUCUGAAAGACGUCAUCGUUGGCAAAAUCUACUUCUUACUCGUUCGGAUUAAGAUUAAGCACAUGGAAAUAGCAAUUAUCAAACGCGAAACAACAGGGGCCGGACCGAACACAUUCACCGAGAACGAAACGAUCGCGAAGUAUGAGAUCAUGGAUGGAGCGCCCGUCCGCGGAGAAAGCAUACCCAUCAGGCUAUUCCUUUCGGGUUAUGAAUUGACACCAACUAUGAAAGAUAUUAACAAGAAAUUUUCCGUAAGGUACUAUCUUAAUCUUGUGCUCGUCGAUGAAGAAGAGCGACGAUAUUUCAAGCAGCAGGAAAUAAUUCUGUGGCGCAAGGGUGAAAAGACUCGAAAGCCUGUUAUGGCCGUACGGCAAUCUCCCACAGUCGACAGACCAUCACUACCUGCGUCCACGCCAGCGUCGCCGCAAAGUCCGCCGGUAUACGAGGAGGGCGGCCCAGAAGGCGAUGCUGGUGACAAUGGACAAAUAUCUUUUAAUCCUGACCAGGACGUUAACCCUCUGCCUCUGCCCAACUCCGUACAACCUAAAGAGAUCAAGGAGACGGCCAGCAAUGGAAGUAAGGAGGACCAGUAGUGAGUUGGGGGCUGAGUCCUAGCGGGAAAAUCGCGUAGCUAAAUAUCGCACGUAAGCCACCGCGAUAGCAGCAACAACAACAACAGAAACAACACUACAACAAUAUCAGGAUCAAUGGUUUAAGAGAGAAAGUAGAAAAAGAAAGAAGCACAACAGAUAAAAGUAUGCAUAUUUAGCUUUGCGUUCUUGAAAAAAAUGUAGCCACAUUGGCAGCGCAACAGACACAAUGUCAAGCAACAGCAGCCCUUACCCGGGCUGCCGAUACUUUUAUAGAUAAGUGAUGAUAGUGAUGAGGGACUGAUUAUAUGAUGCCUUACAUAUUUAGGCAGAGAGAGAGAGAGAGAAAAAGACUAAUUUCAAGAUUGCGAAUAAUUGGUUACGUGUAUGUGGUAACAGCAAAAAAGAUGGAAGCACAAGCACACAUUAAAGACUUCACUUAGAAAUGGUUGAUUUCAGAACAAAUCUGAUUGAACAUUGAAAAGGCCUGUUUUUGGAACGUGUAGGAAAAUGCGUGAUGGCCAGUGAGGUUUUACAACUUGUUGCGGUAAAUUGGAGUUAACUGUCGUAACUAAGCGUUAGCAAUAGAAGAUGAGUGAAGAUGAGCAACGUGACAUACAAAAAUUAAUGGUAGUCCGGAAAAUAGUUAAAAAAAAAAUGUCGGUGUGAUCAGAGCUGACACUCAUGAUCUAUUCUACGCUACCGAUAACAUGCUAUUUAUGGGCCUGAACAUUCGCUAUAGGGUGGUCACAUGCGGCAGGCUACUGCACUCAGAUAUAUGACACAGCAAAUAUUCUUAGUGCUAUGGCUAUAUUAUUACAAUCACACUUAGAUAUGAAACAACUUUCUUUAUUUACACUCUAUAGUUUUAUAUAUGAAGAUAUUCUUAUUUCGUCGAUCACUUCUGAUCUUAUAUGUUUCUACUGAUAGAUUGCUUAUGAAAGAUAGUCGUCUAUUUUCGAUACUUUACUUAUUAUGAUAACGAAGAUGAGCCCAACAAAUCUCAAAAAGCACAAUACACGCUACUACAUAAUAAUUAUAGUAACGAAGAAUGAUCAGGCACUGAACGUUGAAGCCACAUGCUACUUAAAGAAAUGGCACACACAAAUGAAAUUUACGAAGAUAGUAUAUUAUCAAUGAUUAUGCGAGAUCUAUAGUCAAUUUCAGAAAGUACGAACGCUCAGCAAUCCAGGCACACAUAUAUUUACAGACAACCAAAUAAAUGUGAGAAAUCUUGAUCAGUUGAUAUAGUCAGCGUGGGACAAAGAACAGGCUAGACCCGUCGCACGAUGUUGUGUUGUUACUGCGGCGUCUUUCGCAUUCGAGUAGGUGCAAGUGGUAAAUGUUAUUAGGUUUUUUCUUAUAUAAACGAAAAAACAUGUCUAUGUAAGAAGAAAAACACGAACAGUGAGGCAACGAAACGUAGAGAUUCGUCUGUGAACGAUGGUGAAGGUGCACACAGCAGGAUAAAGAGGUAAAAUUUUCAAAUAUGCGAUAUAUAUGUUAAGUUGAUUGUAACAGUAUACCAACAAUAAUAAUAAAGACGAAUAACAAAAGAAAUGAUAACGUGUUAACGAGUUAACGAGUGCAAGCCGUGGAAAUGGCAAUGGCCAACCGUUAUUCAAUACAGCAAAAUUAUAAAGGGGUAGAGUGAAAUAAGUAUAAGAAUCCAUCAACAGGAUUACCUGAGGUCGUCGACUGAAACAAAGGAAUAUAAAAAACAUAGGUACUACAUUUGCUCGCCGACGAGCAGAAUUGUAUCAUUUUUGCUAUUAGGAUGACAGGAAAGAACCAAAAGCAUGACUCGGGAAGACAGUAGGAAUACUGAUCAGCUUGAAAAAAGAAAUUGAUAAUUUUUCUGCUUUAAUGAAAACAAGUUUAUAAAUCACCGUCAGUGACGAAGAGCUAACUACUGUAACUGACGACGAUACCGUUAGAUUCUUUGCACAGCAAACGUUCGUAAAAAGUGUGAAGACGAGACUCAAUUAUAAGAGGCAAAAAAGCAAAAAGCUUUGCCAAAGUGGCAAAGGGCAUUUGAAGAAAAAGCGAAGUCGGGAAGGAGGAUGACUAAACGACAUAUAACGGAAACGACGUACAGGAUAGCUGAAGUAGAAAAGGAUUGCUGUAUAUACUGCCCUGUGAUCCGUUCGGGGGUACACGGGAGCAGAGCAUUGUUGUAAAUAUUUUCAAAUACUAAUCUUAGAUAUUGAAAGGUUAAAGGUAAUGACGGGUACACAGAAAGACAAAUUAUGUCGGUGAAAGCGAACCACAGAUGACGAUUAUGAUGAUGAUUAGGACUAGGGGGAAAACGAUGCUUAGAAAGAAAUCAAGCGACGACGAUAACAGAUCGUACGAUAAUAGAUGAGAGUAAGGAUAAUAAAAUAUGAACAUUUUAAAUAAAAUACAACUAUUUCUUCUCAAGUAUGAUAAGACAAGAACGAGUGCAUAAAUAUGUAUAUAUUUUAAACAUUUCAUUUAAAAACUAAUUAGAAGUAAAGACAAAAGCCACAUAAUGUUUGUAAAAGUAGGAUGUUUAACUCAUCAUAUAAUUUUUUCUUCCACUUUAAUAUUGGCUUUUCACGCCUUUCCCAAAAUUUCUGUGUGUCCUACUGUACUUUAUAUAUUUAAUUAUAUAUAGCUCUAUACAACAGCACGCCGUUUGAUCUAUCGUUCGGUAGUCCUAAAACGAGUAAACAGUCGCAGACAGUAUAGUAACAUAGAUGUUACGAAGACUCUGGAGCGUCUGCGAUGACGUCGCCAUGUGGCUGUGACUCGGCCAA
Molecule: messenger RNA, 4209 nt
Organism: Varroa destructor (honeybee mite)
Lineage: Eukaryota; Metazoa; Arthropoda; Arachnida; Mesostigmata; Varroidae
Gene: Vps26
Product: vacuolar protein sorting 26
Biological process (GO): intracellular protein transport
Source: RefSeq, a predicted model, not a curated record